Molecule: messenger RNA, 1526 nt
Organism: Glycine soja
Lineage: Eukaryota; Viridiplantae; Streptophyta; Magnoliopsida; Fabales; Fabaceae
Product: WD repeat-containing protein GTS1-like
Exons: 8
Coding region: 70-1239 (389 amino acids)
Molecular function (GO): protein binding
Source: RefSeq, a predicted model, not a curated record
CCUAAAACCCUGGAAGUUAUGAAGGACCUUUUUCCUCUGCAACUCUAACUUAUAGAAACCCAAUUUCAUAUGGAAACCAGUGCGGCCAUGGAUGUCGAGGAGCAACCUUCACCCAACGCAAGCGACGUUAAACGCUUCGGCCUUAAAAACUCUAUUCAAACCAACUUCGGCGACGACUAUGUUUUCCAAAUCGUCCCAAACGAUGAUUGGAGUGCAAUGGCGGUGUCACUGUCAACGAACGCAGUGAAACUGUAUUCACCUGUGGCGGGUCAGUAUUAUGGAGAAUGCAAGGGUCACUCUGAAACCAUCAAUCAGAUUUUGUUUUCGGGUCCUUCAAAUCCCCAUGUUUUGUGUUCCUGUUCUUCUGAUGGCACCAUUAGAGCUUGGGACAUAAGGACUUUUCAGCAGGUUUCUUCCAUCAAUGCCGGUCCUUCUCAAGAGGUUUUCAGCUUCUGUAUUGGAGGGACUGGUGGAAAUUUAGUAGCCGCCGGGUGUAAAUCGCAGAUACUGUUCUGGGAUUGGAGAAAUAUGAAGCAAGUUGCAUGCCUGGAGGACUCUCAUGUGGAUGAUGUCACUCAGGUUCAUUUUGUCCCUAAUGAACAAGGCAAGCUGAUUUCUGCUUCAGUAGAUGGGUUGAUCUGCACAUUUGAUGCUACUGGAGAUAUCAAUGAUGAUGAUCAUCUAGAAUCAGUGAUUAACAUGGGGACUUCAAUUGCAAAGGUGGGGAUUUUUGGAGAGAAUUAUCAGAAGCUUUGGUGCUUAACACAUAUUGAAACCCUGGGUAUCUGGAACUGGAAAGAUGGUAGAAAUGAAGGAAACUUCUCAGAUGCUCGUACUAUAGCUUCUGAAAGUUGGAACUUGGAUCAUGUUGACUAUUUCAUUGAUUGCCACUAUUCCAGAGAAGCUGAAAAACUAUGGGUGAUUGGUGGCACUAAUACUGGUACUAUGGGCUACUUUCCUGUAAAUUACGAAGGAGUGGCUACAAUUGGAGCUGCAGAAGCAAUUCUUGAAGGAGGCCACGCAAGUGUUAUUAGGAGUGUUUUACCCAUGUCAACAAUUCCUAGUGGACCUACUAAUAGUCCUAGCCAAGGCAUUUUCGGAUGGUCGGGUGGAGAAGAUGGUCGGCUGUGUUGUUGGCUCUCUGAUGAUUCCUCUGAAUCAAAUCAAUCUUGGAUUUCAAGCACUUUGACUAUGAAGCCAGAAAGAACAUGUAAGAAACACCGUCAUCACCCCUACUAGCAAAUAGCAUGCCGAGCCAUUAACUUAGAUGGUUCAAAGCCCGAGGAGCAUUUUUUGUUUUAUUUGCCAAUAGUUUGUUUUAUUUUUCAUCACAACAUGGGUUGAGAUGUGUUGGAUUUUUAUUAUAAAAAAAAAUUGUAUUUGUACGUGAGCAUUUUUCAUAGCCCUUUUUGUUUUUCCAAAAUAUAGGACACUUGAGUCAUUUUGUAAUCUUGUAUUUGUAUGGAGUGUCAAUAUUAUGUGAUGAUUUUCUAGGUAAUCAGUAACUUUCUAGACCGCUUUGACAA